Messenger RNA from Vigna unguiculata (cowpea), 981 nucleotides. RefSeq names its product protein NOI4-like. NCBI's taxonomy places the organism in Eukaryota, Viridiplantae, Streptophyta, Magnoliopsida, Fabales, Fabaceae. The record is from RefSeq and is a predicted model, not a curated record.
UAUAUUUUUAAUUUCUUUAAUAUUGUAACAAAUAUAUAAUAAAAUAGUUAUAACAGUAGCUAUGCGCUGACUACUUUCUUGACAAAUUUAAUAAAUGUUGUUAUAUUAUAAUUAUGAAAGAGAAAUAUUUUGAUGGUUGAGCGCGAUUGGCUGGACUUGUGGAAAUUGGGCCUCACAAAUUUGAUUUAAAUUGGGCCGGUGUCUCUGUUUUUCUCUGUUCCUUUCUCUUUCUCUGUUUCUCUCAUUCUUUCUUCUUUCUCCUUGGAAACACAAAAUCAAGGAAAAAGGAAAAGAAGAAAGUGGAAACAAAAACAUUACAUCAAAAGUAUAUACAUAGAUUCAGUUCCAGUGAAAUCACAUCCUCCCAGCGACCAUGGCGGAAAAUGGUAGACCAUUGCCAAAGUUUGGGGAAUGGGAUGUGAACGAUCCAUCAUCAGCAAAUGAUUUCUCUGUAAUCUUCAACAAAGCCAGGAAUGAGAAGAAGUAUGGUCCUAAGGUCAGCUUACCACCUAAGCGUUGCCAUUCAAACUACAAUCCUCGUGACGCUCUUCGCAAAUCCCAUUAUAAAAAAUGGUUCUGCUGUAUGACCACACCUGCAGAGCCAUGAAGAGGCUUUUGAAUUCAUGACAGUUUAGAAAUGACAUAGGACUCUGGAGCUUCAGUAAAGCUAUGGUGGGUCCUGCUGGAAUCAUCUUUGGUCAUAUAUAUGCGUACGUAGUGUACAUUGUGGCUUGAUUAGGAAACAACUAUCGCAUUGAUACAUGCGAUUUCUGGGGUGUGUGUUCAAAACUUGUUGGUUUCACACCUCAUUUACUUUACAUUUUUUUUAUCCAUUCAAGUUUCCCUCUAUUGUUUAUGUAAAGAGGAACUUGAGAUAUUUUUAUGUAACUGUAUUCUUCUUAUUUGUGGACGUGGAUGGCAUUGUUUGCCAUCUCUCUGUCGUCCCAUGAAGCAAAUAAUAAUAAUACAAUAUUAUACAAA